Eublepharis macularius is the source of this 2772-nucleotide messenger RNA. Its product is annotated as E3 ubiquitin-protein ligase RNF170-like. The record is from RefSeq and is a predicted model, not a curated record. The transcript is spliced from 7 exons. Gene Ontology annotation, molecular function: ubiquitin protein ligase activity. NCBI's taxonomy places the organism in Eukaryota, Metazoa, Chordata, Lepidosauria, Squamata, Eublepharidae. Bases 143 to 859 code for a protein of 238 amino acids.
CAUGGAUUCUUCCCCCGCCGUGGGGCCACCAGCCCGGCAGUGACUCAACGUCAUGACAUGCUCCUGUCAGCCAGGCACUGAGAUAUCACAGCAAGCUUUUAAAGAAGCUAUCCUCAUACCUCUGCUGAAGUGAGAAUGGUACAUGAUACACUGCACAGAUCCUCUUGGACCAGGUAAGAUACUAUGUUUUUUAAUCUUAAAUCAAGAGAUGAGUCCUCUGGAAAAGAAUUAUGCCUCUUUGUCUUCAAGAAACUACAUAGAAUCUCUUAGACACUGGCAGCAAUGUUACCACAGAGAUUUGACCUGCCCUAUCUGCCUCCAAAAGGCCAAUUUCCCAGUAGAAACCAACUGUGGACAUUUAUUUUGUGGUUCCUGUCUGAUUGAAUACUGGAAGCAUGGAUCUUGGCUAGGAGCAAUAAACUGUCCACUCUGUAGACAGAAGGUUAUUCUCCUUUACAACAUUUCUUGUGAAAAUCAGCAGGACAAGCGAAGCAAACAAAUUGUGUAUGACAUCAGAGAAUACAACAAACGUUUCUCAGGACAGCCUCGGCCUUUUGCAGAUUACCUCUAUGACAUGCCACUACUUCUCAACCUUGCCAUACGAGGAAUUUUCACCUUGGGUGGUCUUGUAUGGAUCUUCUUCCUGAGAGUUGUCAUCUGCUCUUUUGGAACCAUUAUGUGCUUAACUUCUCCAUUUGAAAUGAUGCCAGAACCUCUUUGUGGAAUCCUGGGUGCAGUUGAUGACCUGGUUGUUGUGUUCCUACUUUUAAUUUGUAUGAUAAACAUUUGCUCACAAAUGGAAUCAGGAGGAGCAAAUUUGGCAAACUCUACAACACAAAAUAUCUUGUUGGAAUCUUGAUGGGUUAGAGCACUGCUUUUUCCUAAAUGAAAACUGAUUAGACUAUGAUGAGGUCUCCUGAUCUUUGGAAGCAACAAGGAUAAUCUUAGUUUCGAAGAGUUUCAAGGAUUGAUAUACCACGCUAGUGCUUACAGAAAAUAUGUUGGAUGGAGACUCUAAUGGUAAUCACGGACUAAGACCUAAUGAUGUCGGUGAGGUUGUGUUUUGUUAAAAAAAAGAAUUUUGCACCUGUGUAUUUUUGACUUACGACAGGUGCAAGAAUUACAGCUCAACAACUCUGAUAUUGCUAGAAAAACAAUUCAGUGCAUGGGAAACUUGUAAAUGUUGCAACUUCUAUUACAAUGGUAUCUACAAAGUAACCUCCAUGGGAUAGAAAUGCAGAAGAAAGGAAACUGUCUAUUGUGCAGCUUAGGGGAUAUUAAACAGUUUAGUAAACCAAGAUGGUCUUGGGAUUCCAUAUUUGUGCCAAACACAUGUACAAUGAUUGCAAUUUGAAUAGGUUUGCCAACAGUUUUUAACAGUCACAAUGUUACCCAGAAUCAAACUACAAUUCAAAAUUGAAGAAAAAACCCUAAAACAAAACCCAGAAACCCAAGAAUGAAAUGAAAGGGAUUAGAAGGAUCGGACAAAGAACCUGAGCACAUUAUUGUCUGGUUCUUCUGGAAAUGAGCAGGCACUGCUCUUUUAAAAUCACUUGCUCAUGCUGAGCUCCAACUUUGUUCUCAAGAAGGGCUUCUUGUACACUGUUUUCAUACACAUCCUUGUAAUAUAUAUAUACAGUAUAUAAAACAUAAUCAAAUGCAUACAUGCACACACACACCUGUGUAUACUCUCAAUGUUACUUGUUCUUUGUUUGGGCUACAGAAUGAGUAUUGGGAAUUCAGUUUUAUCUAUUAGAUGGACAUAAGAAUUUGUGUGUGAGUGUUGUGAAAUGUAUCAAUAUAUAUUUAUCAUUCCAAAACAUUGUAAAACUUGAGUGGGUUUUUUUGCAAAUGUGUGUGCAUCCACCAAGAUUAAAAAAAAAAGUUCCUUUGAAAAAUGUGUUAAAGAGACAGCAAACAGUAAAAAAGGCAAGACAGACAUAUAGAGCAACCCUAAGCAGAGUUGCAGCCAGUGUGCUUAGAAGGGUAUAACUCUAUAUAAGAUUGCACUGAUAUUGUUUGUAGUAGAGUCCUACUCUGGGCAGCGACUGUAGGCUACCUAUUAACACUUAUUUUCUGUUUCCCUGCUUCAUGACUGGAGUCAGUAAGGACAGCAAAAUCAAAUCUUACUAUGUUUCUUUUGUACCAAAGAGCCAGUUUGGUGUAGUGGUUAAGAGCAUGGUACUCUAAUCUGGACAGCCGGGUUUGAUUCCCCACUCCUCCACUUGAAGCCAGCUGAGUGACCUUGGGCUAGUCACAGUUCUCUGGAGCUCUCUCAGCCCCACCCACCUCACAGGGUGUUUUUUUGUGGGGAUAGUAGUGACAUACUUUGUAAACUGCUCUGAGCGGGUAUUAACUUGUCCUGAAGGGUGGUAUAUAAAUCGAAUGUUGUUGUUGUUGUUAUUAUUAUUACCCCAGGGUAAGGUUGAGAGUUCUGAAAAAUCAGUAUCACAUAGAAGCACCUCUAGCAUCCAUAAUCAUUCAUUUUAACCCUCAGAGGGACUUGAAAGUAUAGGAAAUGCUAUAGACUCGAGGGACUUCCGGUUUGGGAUUAAUGGCGAUCUGAAGUAGCCUAGGGAGCUGGGCUAUCUGAGAUACUAUUUUUGGGAAGCGAGGCACUUGAACGCCUGCUACCAUCCCCUCUUCAGGGAGAAGGGGGUCUUGAACGCUAUGCGGCCCCGAGAGUGUGUGAUCUCGGCAACGGGGGGUUCUGAAUCAAGGAUUCUCCCCACCACCUUGAGGUCCCCUUGGAGAAGGGCAAGCUACUAACUC